Helianthus annuus (common sunflower) is the source of this 1159-nucleotide messenger RNA. RefSeq names its product haloacid dehalogenase-like hydrolase domain-containing protein At2g33255. The record is from RefSeq and is a predicted model, not a curated record. The coding region runs from base 9 to 821 and encodes 270 amino acids. The transcript has 5 exons. NCBI's taxonomy places the organism in Eukaryota, Viridiplantae, Streptophyta, Magnoliopsida, Asterales, Asteraceae.
ACACCUCAAUGUUCCACCCUAUCCACAAUGGCACCAAUCACUUUGUCCCCACUCAAACCCAAACCCCUAAUCUUAAUCUUAUGCUACACCCAUACCUAACUCCGCUCUUCACCAGAGCCUCAUUCAGAUCCCUAACAAUGUCUCUUCUUCAUUCCAACCCUAACCCCAUCAAAACUCGAAUCAGGGGUGUCGUCUUUGACAUGGACGGAACCCUAACGGUCCCCGUCAUCGACUUUCCCGCCAUGUACAAAGCCGUACUGGGUAAAGAUCAGUACUUUAAAAUAAUCGGUUCUUCCCCUUCUGGUAUCGACAUUUUGCACCAUAUUGAACAAUGGAGCCCUGAUAAGCAGCAAAAAGCGUAUGAAAUCAUUGCGGAUUUUGAGCAGCAAGGGCUCGAUCGGUUACAGAUUAUGCCCGGUGCUGCAGACCUUUGUGAUUUUCUUAAUUCUAGGAAUAUCAGGAGGGGACUAAUCACUCGUAAUGUCAAAUCGGCUGUUGAUUUGUUUCAUGAAAAAUUUGGGAUGUCAUUUUCUCCAGCAUUGAGCCGGGAAUUUCGUCCAUAUAAACCCGACCCUGCUCCUUUACUUCAUAUAUGUUCAACUUGGGGAGUUGAACCUACCGAAGUGGUGAUGAUUGGUGAUAGCUUGAAGGAUGAUGUGGCUUGUGGGAAGAGGGCUGGAGCAGUGACAUGUUUGCUUGAUGAAACAGGGAGGUAUGAUUCCCCUAAAUAUGCCAAUGUUGAACAUAAACCAGAUUACAAGGUAUCCUCCCUUGCUCAAUUUCAUUUGCUGCUCGAGUCAAACUUUGACUUAACACCCUGACUUUACGGAGAUCAAGACCUUUUUAAGUGGAGUUCCACACAAGAUUUGAAUUUAGGAUCCGAAACGAACACAAACCAAUGGUCAAAGUAUUGGUGAAAGAACUAGAUCAUUAUUGUAGAUUUUGGUGGUGUAAUUUCCAGCCAUAUCAAUGGAAGUAAUGUAGAUUUUGUAAAAUGAUUUCUGUUGAACGAAGUCAACGGUAAAGUUGACCCGAGUGUGUGCAUUUUUCUUUCCUUGUUAUUGUAUCUUUUUAAGUAUUGUUGGGAUUAUUACCGUGUACCCGACAAAGGGUCUGGUAUCAGUUAUGUCCGACUCGACUAAUGGUCUAAUUUGCGUUA